GACAGUUUCAUUCAUAUACACUUAUAUGUAUACGUAGUUGUAUAGAAUUACAUAUAAAUAAAUACAUAUACAAGUAUACUGACUGCUGAACACUUUCAUAUAAUACUUAUUACAUUCAUAUUAUUAUUAUACAUAUUUGAGUAGGUAUUUCUACUAUGUUAGUGAUGACUGUGAAAGUUUAGAAAAUUAAUCUUUAUUCAUUUUGAAUGAUACCAAAAUCACUACUUUUGUUGGAAUAUUACUUAUAGUGGAUAGAUUAUUGUUGAAAUGUCUUUAAUUUUGGAUCUUAAAUAUUUAGUUGGAUUAACUGGUAAAGGGGAUCGUAGAAUUAAAGUUUUAUUUCGAGAGGCUAAAUUGAAUUCAAGAAUUGCUACUGGACAUGAUAGUGUUUAUUUUGGACAACGUAUUAGUUGGCCAGUUAGUCGUUCAUUGGAUGAUAAAGAUGUAUUAAUUUUAAAAGCUUAUCAAAUAAGAAAAGGUUUACCAGAUAGUUUACUAGGAUCCUUGUCAAUCAAUUUAUAUCCACUGACUCGAGAUGUACAUUCAAUAUUUCGAGAAAAUCUUGUGGAUAGUUCAAAUCAUCCAACUGGCAUAUUAUUAUUAUUUGAGUUACGUUAUCAAUCACCUGAUAGUACACAUGGUGAUCUAGAUGAUGAUCUUGCUAAUUAUCCGCUAGCGGACACAGAUUAUGGACUUGAAGAUGCAGAAUAUGAAAUUCAUCAAGAUCAACCUCCACCUUUUAGUUCAUAUGUUGAGUUGAAUGAUGAUUUCAAUCAAAUAAUAGAUCGAGAACUUGCUCUUGCUGCAGGUGACGAAUGGGAGGUAGAGAGUCAACUAUCUGCACCGGAAAGAAAAGAUCCGCGUAUUAUAUCCAUGCUUGGUCCAACUAUCUACAAAUCAAAUCAGUUCCAGCUAGGAAUCAAUGUAGUUGAAGCUCGAAAAUUAGUUGGAACUAAUAUCAAUCCAAUGAUUACUGUAACCGUUGGAAAAUCUGUACAAAAAACAGUUACUAAAUAUUCAACGAAUUGUCCAUUUUAUGAUAAUUAUUUUGCAUUUGAUUUUGCUCAACCUAAAAUAAGUGUACUUACAGAAAUAAUUCGUAUUCGAGUAUUUAAUAUGCGAUCUCAUCCAUUAGCCCGUCUUUUACCUGGUAAAUUGAUCGGUGAAUUUAUUACUGAUGUACAAACAGUUUAUAAUGAAAAAGAUCAUGCAGUAUUAAAUAAAUGGGCAGUGAUUAUCGACCCCAAAGAUCCAUGGAAAGGUCCUACGGGCUAUGUUAAACUUGAUAUGCAUGUCAUAGAAGAAGGGCACCAAGUUAAACGAAUUCGAAGAGAGAAACCUGAUCAUGAUGAAAUAAUCGAAAAUCAUUUACUAUUACCACGGUAUACUGGUAUGACACAAAAACGUAUUAUGCUCUCCAUGAAAGUCAGUAUAUAUCAAGCUGAAGAUUUGCCUCCAAUGAAUACAGAAAUAAGCAAUAAAAUCAGAAAAGCAUUUGUUGGAGAAAAUACACCAAAUCUUGAUUCAUAUGUGGAAGUUUCUUAUGCUGGACAUACAGCUAGAACUAAAACAGAACGAUAUAAUUAUAAUCCAAUAUGGAAUGAAACAAUUGAAUUUUGUGAUUAUUUUCCAACAUUCACUCGAACUAUUAGAAUUAAUGUUAGAAAUGGUGGAAUAAAAGGUGAACUAAUUGCUACACGUUUAAUUGAUAUACGUGAUAUUAUGUGCCAUAUUACUGGUCGUAAUUUUCCACAUUUUGGACCAUCUUGGAUUAAUCUUUAUGGAACUCCACGAAUCUAUACAUAUGCACAAAUGUUACGGCCAGAAGUAGAAUUAAAUCAAGCACUUGGAGAAGGAGUUGCCUAUCGUGGUCGACUACUUCUAGCUAUACGAUCAAUGGAAGAUGAAGAUGUAGUUCGAAUUGGUACUAGUAAAGUUGUUGCAAGUCCUGUUUCAGAGACUGUAGCAGGGAAAAAAAGUUUAUACUUUUUAUUUGCUUGUUUCUAUGAAGCAAGUGUAAUUGAGAAAAAACUUGGUGUUAAGAAUAAACCAAUCUCUUAUGAAAUCAGUUUUGGAUUAUAUGGUAACCAGCUGGAUGGAAAACGAGGUGGAGUUGAAUUACAGACAAUAGAACUUGCACAACCAAAUAAUACACGAGAACGGGUAGACUGGUGUUAUUCAACCACAACACCACUGAAUCCAACAACAGAUGAUAAAGAAUAUUAUUAUUUAAACUUUGGUAAUAAAAAACCAUGUUUAUAUUUAACUGGUUAUUAUGAAGAUCAUCGUUCCAGAAUGUGUAUACCAAACAUUUUAGAGAAAUUAAGUGAAGAAUUGUAUUAUCAAAUACAACGUGUUAAGCACUUGUUUAUUAGAAGGAAGAUAACCGAAGCUAAAAAUUACCUACGUACAGUUUUUUUGACAAUGGCAAAAAAAUUCAGUUUAGCUCAAGAAUCAAUUAAAUCAUGUCGUGAUACUGCCAGUACAACAUUACUUGAUCGAGAAUAUUCACGUAGAAUACGUCGUGAUUUAAGAAGAAUGGCUAUGUUAAUGAUUCAUUUAUCAAAACAUAUACACAGAAAUACAUUGGGUGAAAAAAUUAAAGAUGCCAAUGCAUUACACAAUCGUUUGUGUAAUUUAAGUAAUUGUCCACAAGAUGGUUUACCGGAUGUUUUUAUUUCAAUGAUAUUGGAACAUCAAAGAGUUGGCUUUGUUAGAAUUCCAGCACGAGAUAUAUAUUAUUCAGCUGUAGAUUGUGAAAGAGGCAAAUGGAGUGGACAAAUGGCAACUUUAUACUUACGUGUAUGUAAUAUUAAAAUAAACAAGGUCGUGAGGGUGUUGGACCUAAAGGAUGGAGAAUUCAAAGUCAAAUACGUGUGUAUUUAUGGCUUGGUUUAAUUAAAGAUUUUACCGCUUACACAUUUGGUUUACCUGGUGGAUAUGAUAAGAAUAUAUUUAAAACACCAAAACCACCAAAUGAAUUAAUUUAUCUAGUGAUAAAGAAGUUCAGUGAAAUGUCAAGAUAAAAGUGAUAACAUUACAUUUGGAUCACAACUUCGUAAGUACAAGAAAUCUAUAUUGAGCAUAUUUUGUGUUAGUUACUUGAAAGUAGCUCUCAGACAAUUGAUACUUAUGUGGUGCGGGCUACUUAUAUUGAUAUAAACAGUAUAUGACUCAAGUCCGGAAUGUAAUGUCUGGCAGCAGAAGAUGGGGAAGAUCAAUAGAGGAAGAGCGGGAAUAGAAAACAAUUAGUAUGGAAAUGCAAGAACAAUGGAGUUCGAGACAAUUAUUGAACAUUUUGCAAAUUAAGUAUCAUAGUAUGGUUUUUCUAUUUUACCAAGUAACUCUGUCAUUUUGUGCUAAAUAUAGUCCGAUUGUCCCCACCCGUGUUCGGUUCACCACACUUCUACCAUCUUAGUACUAGUAGCCUAUGAAGGUGUUUUUACAACUGUUCAGUUGUAACACGUUUUGAUGAAGACACGCUUUCUACGAACUGGGUAGUUGGGAUUGUUACAACUGAUGAGAAACUCACUAGAAAUAGGAUGUAUAGUAAUGGAAUAAAUGGUCAAUUGAAAUGGAUGAGUGGAAAUCUUUUUAGUCAAAUGGACAAAUUUUCUUUUUUUUUCAACCAGUAACAAUUGUUGGAAUGUAUAUAUGUUUUAAUCUCAUUUGUUUCCCAUUAUUUUCUAUUAAUAAGUAAGUAGACAGUUUCACUACACUUUCUCUGAUUCGUUAAAAAUAUGAUUUAAUUUGUAAAGUUCCUUUUCAAAGUCACUCAAUUUCCUUCAUAUAUUCUAGUCUUACGGUGAAAUUGUAAUAAUUCGUACAAAUGAGAUGGUGAAGAAGAAUUGUAGCUCAGGUGGAUGAUUUUGAUGAAGUUUUAUUCUCUGAGCUGGAUGAUUCGGUCGUGGUAGAAGACUUCUACCUGAAGUUUGUACUGAUUAUGUCGUUCAAAAGAACAAUGAAAGCUCUACGACCAAAUCAUCUAGAUCAAAGAAAAAACCUCUAUCAAAACUCGUACAAAUAUCAUAUGUCAACUAAUCUUGUAUCUUAACUUUCAACAUCGAAUAUUCAAAGUCUGUCACAGAAAAUCGAAACGAUCUGUAUUUAACUUAAUCUAAUCAACAAGGUUCUAUACUUGCCAUUACCCAUUAACAUAACUUAGCCAAAAUUUUCAAGAAACUUAUUCUAUAUUUAACGUUUCGAUCCAUAUAUUGUAUUUUCAUAAGCUAUUGAUAUAGAACACAGCUAUUCAUAUAUUCAUUUAGCUGUGAUCAAUAAAAAUGAGAUCAGAUACUCAAAUAAAUAAUCCCAUUAAAUUAAAUUGAAGCAUAAGUGCUAACGAUACUAUUCAGAUCAAUAAGUUUUAUAAAACAUUAGUGAUUCUCAAUAGUUGAGAUCAUGAGUCAAUUCACGCUGCUAGAACACUAUGAAAAAUCUGGAAGUACUGGUCGACCGUUUCGUCCUAUUGUGGGACUCCACAACAAUGCACAUCCACGAGCCCAUCUCACAAAAUUCGAACCCAGUGUUUAUCAGUCUUAACAACUAGACUACUGAGAUGGCAUCCAAUGGUGUUAAUGUCUAACUUCAACUAAUCCAUGAAAUCGAGUAACACAUCCACCAUUGUCAUCAAUGAGUUACUAUCUCACAAGUGACCCAAUUGAACUCCACUGGUCACUGCUCCUCACAAGAACUCCAGGAUAUACCUGUUGAAGCCAGUCACUAAUGCACAUAUGUAGAUUAGUAUCAGAAGGUGGUUUUGUGUAGAUUGUAGUAAUUUCAAUAGUUGAGAUCAUGAGUCAAUUGAAGCUAGACCACUGUGAUUCUUCCUUUAUUGUGUCGUUUCUCAAAUGGAAUGUUUACCAAUUUAAGCCCUGGUUUACUACUGAAGAUAUUUUGCAAAAGAUAAGCACCUUUAUAAGUGAUCAGAUCAUUCCAAUGUUUAUGAGUCAAAUUGAUUUCAAUCUGAUUUAUAUUGAUUACUGAUUUGUUUUUAUUGUUUGUUUUAGCCACAAGAUGGUUUACCGGAUAUUUUUAUUUCAGUGAUUUGACUCAUCAUCAUUAUAAUAAAUUAUGCAACCAGGUAUCACUUAAAAAGUAACUAGAUACAUCAUUCCAGUUGAUCACUUAUUGAAUUUCUUUUAUUUGAUUAUUAUUUUUUUUCCUACAGAAAGUAGUCGUUUUCAGUUCAGAUGUUAUAUAUUCAUUGCACGCGAUCUAAUAGCCUCUGAUUCAUCUGGUAUGUCAGAUCCAAUGGCAAGAGUUCUUAUUGGACCACAUGUUCUUCAAACCCAAGUAUUAUAUCAAACUAUGAGUCCAAUGUGGGAUGUUGUCUUAUAUAAACAAGUAACAUUUUAUCAAAAUGCUCAAUCAGUAAAACAAAAUCUUCAAGAGGUUAUUGUAGAAAUAUUUGAUAUUGAUCCAGGAAAUGAUUUAGAAUUUAUGGGACGUUGUUUUUGUGAAGUAAAUGUUACUUUGGAUGGUGAAAAGUAUAAACCACCACGUUUACAAUGGUGGCCAAUAUUUCGAGGACAAACUCCUGGUGGAGAAUUACUUGCUGCUUUUGAUCUAAUUCAGG
Molecule: messenger RNA, 5578 nt
Organism: Schistosoma curassoni
Lineage: Eukaryota; Metazoa; Platyhelminthes; Trematoda; Strigeidida; Schistosomatidae
Source: the annotation of a GenBank genome assembly